Molecule: messenger RNA, 4554 nt
Organism: Daphnia magna
Lineage: Eukaryota; Metazoa; Arthropoda; Branchiopoda; Diplostraca; Daphniidae
Exons: 3
Coding region: 1-4554 (1517 amino acids)
Source: RefSeq, a predicted model, not a curated record
AUGACCACCCCAACGAACGAAACAUCCCGGAGGGCCAUCAAGGGCCACGUCAGACGCUGGAUCCACAACAUCCAGCAAUACGACAUCGUACAAAUAGACCUAACAAUCUACAAUAUAUUGCUAGGAGCUGAAACCAGUCUAAAAAGCAUGCAAGCUAAAUACAAUCGACUCUCAGAGGCGGUCGCCAGAGACAUGGAAGCAUCAAACGCGACCCGUGCACAAUUCGAUGCCGAGGUCGAAAGCGUGAUCACUCUGGAGGAUGAGUGCAACGCUGCAUACGUGAUCGUCAGGGCCAAAGAAAAGGCCGAUCAGGACGCCAUAAGGGCCCAAGAAAAAACCGAUCAAGACGCUGCAAGAGCACAAGAGAUAAUCAUCCGUCAACAAGAAUUUCAAGAUCAACAGAACUUGUUCCGACAAUUGAUUGCCGCCAUUCCAGCAGCAGCUGCACUAGGAGCACCAGCAGCUCCAGCCGCAGUUACAUCGACUAAGCUCCCAAAACGUCAAAUUAAACCAUUCAAAGGGGACGUGCUCGAAUGGACGGCCUUCUGGGAAGGUUACAACGCAGCCGUCCAUGAAUCAGCCAUUCCAGCAGUUCAAAAAUUUGGAUAUCUUAAAGACUACUUGAAAGGUGAAGCACAGCUGUGCGUGGAGAACCUUGAGCUGACAGACGCCAACUACACCGUUGCAGUGAAUCUACUGAAGGCGAUGUACGGCAAACCGGACGUCCUGAUCGAGGCCCACACCCACAAGUUAGCAACGCUGCAACCAGUGAAAGACAUAGCUGAUACCGCGGCGCUCAGGUGCUUCCAGCUGACUAUCCAGUCACAUAUCAAUGCGUUGGAGACACUGGGAGUUGCAAGAACGAGCCACGGAUGCCUCCUUGGAUCAAGCAUUUUACGCUCGAUCCCACUCAAACUUCAAGAAAAGUGGGCAGAAUCCGCAACAAACAAGGUAACAGACAUUGAUCAAGUGUUAAAAUUUAUCGAAGAGCAAGUUGAAGCUGCAGAGCGACUCAGCCGUCUGAGAGCUACUACACCAAAGCCGGCCCAAAAUUCUCCGCAACCGGCAAAAAUAAAACCAGCAACAACACCGACAGCUUCCCAGCUCGGAGUCAGCAGCAAGCCGACUCCACAAACAAACCAUCCAAGCAAAACAAGAAGAAAUGGCAGCCCACCACCACCAAGGAGAGAAGCGACAGCAUCAUCUUCAAGAAAGCCAAUGCUGCCCUGCGUGUUCUGCAAGGAGAUGCAUUGGGCCACGAAUUGCCCAAUGGAGCUGAAAGAAAAAAAGGCAGUCAUCACCAACGAAAGAAGAUGCUCAAACUGCUUCGGUCGACACGAGACCACCGUUUGUUUCAAUCCCCACAGGUGUCAGCGAUGCCGAGCAAAGCACCACACAUCCUUGUGUGCCGAGAAAGACACCAGAUUCGGAUCCUCAACCAUAAUUCCAAAUAAACCGGCCGCUAGAAGCAGCUCAACUACAGCGUGCGCAAGCUCCUUUGGUGAGAUUAUUCUCAAAACAGCAACCGUUUACAUUUUAGGCCCAUACGGAAAGCAGAUCCGAGCAAUUCUCUUCCUCGACGACGGCAGCCAUAGAACAUGGAUUAAAAAGCAGAUUUCAAGAGAGCUUCAACUGAAGAUAAUCCAGGUGGAACAAAUCGCGACCAGGGCCUUCCGCCAGACAGAGGCCCCUCCAGCAGAGACUCACAACGUGGUCGAAAUGACGGUGCGGGGCACCUGGCAAGGAGCCCCAACGGUGCGCAUAGAAGCUUUGGAGGCAACCGACAAAGUAGGAAGCACCGGCACGUACCAAACUACAGAAUUUGCAAGAAAGCUGUGGUUGGAAAAUGAAAAUUUGGCAGACGACCGCUUCGAACGUGAAGAAGGAGACGAGGACGUCGGAAUUCUUGUUGGAAUGGACCAAAUGUUCAACAUCAUGUUCAACGAGCCAGCAAUUACAAGCCCGUGCGGACUCAGAGCCUACAGUUCGAAACUUGGAAAGGUCAUCGGCGGUCCAUCCCAAGAAACAACAUCGAAGCAAAGUCAAUCAAUUGUCAGUCAACUACUAAUCAAUUCAAAUUGCUCUCUACCACAGAUCACCUCACAGCCAUCAGAAAUUUUUAACAGCAUCCAAUCAAACAAGUCGGAAAGCAGGGAGACAGGAAACUCCAGUCUCCUUCCACUACCAGAAAAUUCUGAACAAAUCUGCUUUUUCGACUCAACAAAAGAAAGAAAAAGGUUUGAAAUGGAGAAGUUAAAUUUUGAUAUGUCGUUAUUUUGGCGUCUAGAAAAUUUCGCGAACUUAAACGACUGCGUUGCUGUGGAGAAGGACGAUCAAUUCCGCUCCUUCUGCGAAGAAAUCACGCGAUUUGAAGACGGCAGAUAUUGCACGCCAAUACCAUGGACAACUGACAGAUGGAGACUGGAAAUCAACCACCAGAUGGCAGCAGUAAGACUGAGAAGCAUGCUGCACAAGCUCCGAAAAUCUCCAGUCGACUUGGCCAACUACACAAAAGAAAUCGAACAACUCAUAGCAAACGGAUUUGUAGAAGAGGCUGAUUUCAAUUACGAUGGCCUCCACACUUAUCUACCGCAUCAUCCAGUCUACCGAACAGACAAGGCCACCACAAAAAUCCGACCAGUUUUCGACGGCGCCGCAAGAUCCAAAUAUGGACCGAGCCUCAACGAUGUUCUGGAGACCGGACCAAAUCUUAAUCCUGAUCUCCUCUCGGUCUUAAUGCGCUUCCGGAUGAACCGGAUCGCCUGGAUUGCGGAUAUCGAAAAGGCCUUUCUCAACAUCGCGCUGCAGCCCGAAGACGCUGAAGCUGUCAGAUUUUUAUGGCCAAGAAAACCGGAAGAACCCAACUCCGAUUUCAUCGCGUACAAAUGGAAAAGAGUUCCAUUUGGGCUAAGCUCAAGUCCAUUCCUUUUAAGAGUCACUAUUAACAAAUAUUUGCUCUCAGUCAAAUCUAGAUUUUCUACGACAGUCGAGCAGAUAGAAGAGCAGCUUUACGUAGACGACUACCUCGGAGGAGCAGACGACGUGCCAACAGCCAUAACUACGGUAGAAGAAACCGUCACGUUAUUCUCAGAGGCCCAACUCAACAUGAGGAGCUGGGCAACAAACAACAAGCAGCUCCGUGACUUUCUCACCGAUAAAGAAAUGUCGGACCAGAUUGUCGGAAUUCUUUCACCCACAAUAGACGGCCAGCAAAAGGCACUGGGUCUUAGAUGGGACACGAGCUCCGAUUCAUUUAAAUUUGACCCUACAUCUAUAAUGGAAGCAGCCGUGCAGAUAGGAGAAAAAAUCACCAAAAGAAAAAUUCUGAGCAUAUCAGCAAGGAUAUUCGACCCAAUUGGUUUCCUAGCUCCUACAGUCCUACUUUUAAAAAUAAUUUAUCAAAAACUUUGGGAAGGAGACAUAGGUUGGGACGAUGACGCCACACCCGAAGUGAAGAACACCUGGGGCAGCAUCAUGAAAGGCCUGAAGGAUCUACAUCAUUUGGAGAUCCCACGAUGGAUUAGAUAUUCAAAAACUUCCAUCGUCUCCGCAGAAAUUCACGUGUUCGGCGAUGCAUCAGAAGCAGCAUACGGAGCAGUAGCCUACGCACGGCUCCGACUGGAGAACGGAAUUCCCUACACCAUCCUCCUUGCAAGCAAAACCAGAGUGGCACCUCUCCCAAAAAAGAAAGUAACGUUACCCAGACUCGAACUACUAAGCUCUUUGUUAGCAAUUCGUUUAGGAGAGAAAAUCCGAACCUCCCUUCACACCGAGUCAUGGAAAACGACUUACUGGACAGACUCCCUCGUCACACUUGGAUGGAUACGAGGAGAUCCUUAUCGUUGGAGACCGUUCGUGCGAAACCAGGUGGAAACCAUCAGAAAAUUUUCCAACGCGGAUUGGUGGAGACAUUGCCCCGGAUUGGAGAAUCCAGCCGAUCUCGCUUCACGGGGAGCGCCAGCGCAUGCGCUGGUGGAAUCGAAACUUUGGUGGCACGGACCAGCCUGGCUGACAGAAGGAGAAAGCGAAUGGCCGAAUUCUCCAGAAAACCACUCCACCGAAACUCAAGAGAAAAUCGAGGAAGAGGAGACAAAGAAAACGGCAACUGUCUCCUUUGCAGCAGUCGAAACAGCCCAGCCGAUUGAAUGGUACCUCGACAAAACCUCUACAUGGACAAAACUACUUUUCAGAACAGCCUGGGUCCUCAGAGCACUCAACCGUAUGAAGAAAAGAACGCGCGACCCAGGACUUGAACUAAAAGAAGUCAUUACAGUCGCCGGAAAAGAAAUAACGAUCGACAAGGUAGUCACCGAAGAGCUGAACGAAGCGGAGCUAGCCAUCUGCAGACAGCUCCAAAUAGAACGCUAUCCCAAAGCUUUUCGGACACUCCAGCUCGGACUGCAGAUUCACCCAAAGGAGAAAAUCGCAUCGCUCCGACCGGUCUGGGACAAUCGAGAUCGACUCAUCCGAGUCACUGGAAGAGUGGCGCUCGCCCUCAGGGAUCGAGACAUUCAACCACCGAUCCUUCUCCCAGCAAACCAUCCUGUUGAGUAA